Aspergillus nomiae NRRL 13137 is the source of this 843-nucleotide messenger RNA. RefSeq names its product aminoglycoside phosphotransferase family protein. Lineage: Eukaryota; Fungi; Ascomycota; Eurotiomycetes; Eurotiales; Aspergillaceae. The transcript has a single exon. The record is from RefSeq and is a predicted model, not a curated record. Bases 1 to 843 code for a protein of 280 amino acids.
AUGGACACCGAGCACAUCUGCUCAGCAUGUAGCUGGUCACCAACCCGUCAAGAAGGAUGUCGCUACAACAGCCACGUGAAACUCUUCUAUGGCGUCAGCAAUCACGGAGCAUGGUCUCUGGGGUCACAUCUGAUUCUAAAAGAGCGGACCACUGAGCCACCCAACUUCGAAUCUACUAACCUCCAGUUCCUGGCCGAAAGAACCUCAAUGCCCGUCCCCAAACUCGUCAAGGAGUGGCAGGAAGACGACGGGACCUAUUUCCUGCUUAGCAAACGGAUCCCCGGCCGUCCCUUGAGUGAAAUCUGGGCUACCAUGUCUGGGGCAGACAAAGAGCGUGUCGCAAAACAGACCGCGGAGUAUUUGAUGCAGCUUCGCGGGCUUCACUCAGCCCUAAUGGAAAGCCUCGGCGGACAGCCACUCUACUCGGCUUUUCUGUUCCCAACUGGCUACUGCAUCGGCCAUGGCCCGUUUUCGUCAGAUGAUGAGCUGUGGGCUGAAAUGGCGCUGGCCUUGGAGAAUGUGCCGGAGAAUGUUCGUUUGGAGUUACGGAGGCGUAUGCCUGCUGCUACUCCCUAUACCUUCACUCAUGGUGACCUGACCAAUGUCAAUAUCAUGGUGGAUGAUAAUGGUUUGGCGGGAAUUCUGGACUGGGAAUUUUCAGGCUACUUUCCGGUUUGGUGGGAGUUUACUUGCGCAGGAAUUGGGCUAGGGCAAGACGACAAGGAAUGGAAAGACUUAUUGCGCAAGUAUCUGCCGGAUCAUACUGAGGCUCGUGAGUUUUGGUUGGACUUUUACGCCUUGCGCAAAUAUCCGACUUUGGAUGAGAGAGGGUUAGUUUUUUAA